AUGCCGCUCGACACAGUCUAUCUAACCCGUCACGGCCAUCGCCUCAAUUGGACAAUAGACCACAAAACCGGCACAUACAGCUGCCAGUUCUCAACACCCACGGGUAACCCGUCCGACCCAGCGCUAACAUCCCAUGGCGUUCGACAGUCGCACGAGCUCGCGGCGCAUAUCAUUAGCGGGGACGUAGCGCCCAAGCCGUUCCGGGUAUAUUCGAGUCCUUUCUGGAGAUGUUUACAAACUAUUGAGCCGGCUGUGAAGGCAUUAAAGAAGGAGAAAGACGAGAAAGGGGGCACAGGAGGCAUAGAUGCUAAUGCGGAGUUUGAAAUUAGGGUUGAGAACGGGCUUGGUGAAUGGUUCGGCUCAACAACCUUCUUCCACCACCCCACCCCGCCGACCCUCACAACCCUCCUCUCAACUUUAAACCCCCACAACGAGGAAGAACCGCCAUUCACCCUAAACACUACCCGCGACAUUCCCCUCCUCUACACCUCCACACGGGGCGAAUCAAUCCCGCAACUACACAACCGCCUCGCAACCGCGCUGGCAGGGAUAAUCCGCGAAGUGGACGCCGAAAUUGCCGAGCUAGAGGCCUCUUUACCGGCCGAGCAGAGGACCAGCAAGGCCAUUCUAAUCUGCUCGCAUGCGGCACCGUUGAUUGCCAUUGGGCGCGUGCUGACGGGGCAUAUGCCGGGGGAUUCGAGCGAGGAAGAUUUCUAUGUGUUUACGGCGGGACUGAGUACGUUCCGGCGGAGGGGAGAUUGGUCCAACUCUGGGCUUGAGUCUGCUGUGAAGAAGAGGAGGGAUGGCGCGCUGGCGGGGGGGACGAGAAUUACUGAUCCGAGGGCGACAGUCGUACCGCAGUGGGAAGGAGGAAAGGGGGUGGGAGGUGGUUGGAAUUGCGUGAAGAAUGGCGAUUGUAGUUUUUUGAGCGGUGGUGCGGAACGAGGUUGGCAUUUCAACGGAGAGGAGUCCUUUGAUACUGGGCCGAUGGCGGACACAGCGAGUUCGGCGGAGGGUGAAAUGAGAUUGGGAACCAAGUUAUAG
This is a messenger RNA of Aspergillus mulundensis, 1044 nucleotides long. RefSeq names its product phosphoglycerate mutase family protein. The transcript is spliced from 3 exons. The record is from RefSeq and is a predicted model, not a curated record. The coding region runs from base 1 to 1044 and encodes 347 amino acids. Lineage: Eukaryota; Fungi; Ascomycota; Eurotiomycetes; Eurotiales; Aspergillaceae.